Molecule: messenger RNA, 1437 nt
Organism: Neocloeon triangulifer
Lineage: Eukaryota; Metazoa; Arthropoda; Insecta; Ephemeroptera; Baetidae
Product: syntaxin-1A-like
Exons: 9
Coding region: 252-1274 (340 amino acids)
Biological process (GO): exocytosis; intracellular protein transport; synaptic vesicle fusion to presynaptic active zone membrane
Cellular component (GO): SNARE complex; presynaptic active zone membrane; endomembrane system
Molecular function (GO): SNARE binding; SNAP receptor activity
Source: RefSeq, a predicted model, not a curated record
CACCUAGCUCACUGUGUGCGCUGCACUUGGCCAGUGAUAACAGGGCCCUUGCUCAGUUCGCGGUGUUCACUACCAUCCGAGUGUGUGACUGUCGGUCGCGCACGUAAACACGCCCGCGGCCUGAUUUUCCUUCUCGUUCUUCCUCCGCUCGAGCUUAAUAUGCGGCGAUCGUUUUGUGUCACGCGGCCAGCCUAUUUCGCUCCUUGCUGAUACACUUUUCGCAAACACACCGAAAGCCACUGGAAAACACUAUGGUCCGAGAUAGACUCAAAGCGCUGCAAGCCACGCGCGAUGAACUGGAGGCUGCGGGGGAGCUGCCUGAGGUCACCGACCCGUACGUCUACGAGCAGCACAUCGACAUCGAUGAGGACGAGGAAAAUGAAGACAGUCUGCACAAGUUCUUCCUCAAGGCACAAACCGUGCGAUCAUGGAUUGAAACAGCCGAGAAUCACACAAAAGAAAUGCGCCGUCUGCAAAGCACAAUCCUCUCGUCGCCAAGGCCGGACGAGCUGGCAAAAACGGAGCUGGAGGAUAGAAUGGCCGCAAUCAAAAUGACUUCGAACCAAAUUCGAGUUGCACUGAAAGAGUUGGCCGAGAGCGUCGCAAGGGCAGAGGUGAAAGCGAACGGUCGACCCUCGGCGACAUUGCGAAUCAGGAAGACGCAGUACCAGGCGCUGUCCAGGGUUUUCUCCGAUACCUUGAUCGCUUACAAUACAUCCCAGCUCAAAUACAGAGAGGAUUGCAAGGAACGCAUCCGCAGACAAUUGCGAAUUGCAAACAGGGAGACAACUGACGAUGAGCUGGAAAAAAUGCUUGAGAAUGGCGACGUUGCGGUUUUCACAGGCGACAUUGUAGUUCAGACGCAGGAAGCAAGGCAAGCUCUGGCGGAUGUUGAGGCGCGCCACAAAGAGAUUAUGAAACUCGAGAAAAACAUCAUGGAAUUGCGUGACCUUUUCAUUGAAAUGGCUUCGCUCGUGGCUACCCAGGGUGAUAUGAUUGACAGAAUAGAAACACAUGUAUUAAGUGCAGGCGAGGCGGUUUCCGAAGCAGCAAAGCAAACGAAAAAAGCUGUUGUUUACAGAAGCAAAGCCAGGAAGAAAAAGAUCAUCAUAAUAGCAGUGCUGAUUGUGAUACUCAUCAUAGUGGCCCUAAUUAUCGUGUUCAGUGUUGUGCCAAUGCCGUCAAGCAAAGGAAGCACCAGCAGUACGAGUAAUUGCGGCGCCUCUGGGUGCUCCACACUUUCAGCCACAACCCUACGGCCAGUUCGGAGCUAAUUGUGUAUGUUAAAGUGGCAACUUAUGUGAAUUGUGGUUCCUAAUCUAGUCAAUAAGUUUGCGUUCAACGAACUUUUUCAUUUAUAAUAAUUUUAUUUUUUCAAGAUAAUUAGACAAAGAAAAUUGUUUAAAAAAUUAAAUAAAACAAAAUAUUUGUGUGGAA